AUGAUGCAUAUUGUCCAAACGGAGGCGUGUAAGGGUAUACGACGAAGCUUUGUCAAAGACAUGGGCCCCAACAAUCGACAUAUGACAAGGAAGCAAUGGUUUGAUACUAUGAAUGAAGACGAUAUUCCGAAGCCUCCAUCCUAUCCCCACAUCGAAGAGAGAAGAGCGAGUCGCUAUUUUCGGCGUUCAGGAAUUCUAGGACCACUCGAGGUACGUGACCGUCUUGAGGGCUGGGCAAGAUGCGACUCAGAAGGCAAAGACGCAACUAAUUCUUUAUUUCAUGCAGCUACUAAGGUAGCAAAGUACUGCAGGAAGUACGAUACAGAGGAAAGAAUGCCGAGCAAUCCGUGUAACCAAGGACCAACCACUCCAUUACAGCCUAUAUCGUCGUUACCACAUACCCUCUCACCAUUCGAACAAGGACAACUCCUACGUCAUCUGCCGAUCGUCCAGUUAAGAUACGAGUGGCUUGCAUCACAGGUGGCCGCUUACAACUCUCUUGAUCCUCCUACUUCUUCGGCGACUCGACUACCGAGUAGACGUGCUUCAUCCGCCCACUCAGAAAGCGACCCCGAGGUUCCCUCAUAUGCCUUGCGGACGAAGAGGGCACGCACCCCACUGGGCAAGCUCUUAGACAAAGGAGUCGAUGUCGAGGAAACAGAGCAUGAUGAAUCGCAGCCUGACGAGGGGCGAAUUUCUAAUUCAUACCUCAAAAGUAUGGAUCCUUACCGAAUCAUACCCCUAAUUACUGAACCAUACCCCUACGCCAAAUUUCACCCAAAUUAUGGGGUAUGA
Molecule: messenger RNA, 795 nt
Organism: Letharia columbiana
Lineage: Eukaryota; Fungi; Ascomycota; Lecanoromycetes; Lecanorales; Parmeliaceae
Exons: 1
Coding region: 1-795 (264 amino acids)
Source: RefSeq, a predicted model, not a curated record